AGCGGAGCAGAGAGGACAGUCACCACAGAGAAGAAGAAGUUGCAAUGUGGUGUCAGCAGAGCCAAAGAAGAUGGUUUUGAGGAUGAGUUGCUAUUGACUGCCACAAAUCAGCCUCUCAGACAGGAAGCUGUCCAGCAGCCAUAAAAGACAUGUCAACAGCCCAGCACAGUGCUUAUAACUCUUAUGAGCAGAAUUUCUCCUCAAAUACUAACCUCAUACAUGACACCUGUUUAGGGAUAAAUUUGUGACUAUGAAAAAAAGAGAGCUGAGGUGUGUUAAGUUCAGGCCUGAAAACACAGAAAGCAGAGCAGAAAAUGAGCAUCCAUGACAGAGGAAAUGGUGGAAGAGACCGGGCCUCAGAUAAUCACAUGAGGAAUUUCAGUGCACCUUACAAACAUGGGACCACCUUCUCUGUGAACAUGUAGCCAUGGACUUCUAGAUUUUGCUCUGAUUAAACAUUUUAGGUGCAACACUGGUUCACAUAAUGUUCAAACGAUGAGGUCAUCACACUAUCUCCAGAGAUAAUGUUGUCAAACGUGGUGCUGGGUGUCUUCCUGGUCCUCCUCAUCCUCCUGACUGUAGGUGGUAAUGUGCUGGUGUGCCUGGCUGUCUGCGCCUCCCGACGCCUCCGCUGCCUCACUAACUGCUUCAUUGUUUCGCUGGCUGUCACAGACCUGCUGCUCGGCCUCUUGGUCCUCCCUUUCUCUGCUCUCCUCCUGCUCAACAAUGAAUGGCCGCUUGGUCCAGUCUUCUGCAACUUCUACAUUUCUAUGGAUGUCAUGCUCUGCACCGCCUCCAUUCUCACCCUCUUGGCCAUUAGCGUGGACCGUUACCUGGCUGUCACCAUGCCUCUGAGAUAUGCCUCGGUGGUAUUGCCAUCGAGAGUUGCUGUUGCCAUGGCCAGUGUUUGGACCAUUUCUGUGGCCGUGUCUUUCUUGCCCAUCCAUUUGGGCUGGAACACUGUGAAUGGGACGGUGCAAAACCAGGAGCCCUGGGCACCACAGAGGAAAUGCCGUUUUGAGUUGAACAGACCCUAUGCGCUUACUGACUCUCUCCUCACCUUCUACCUGCCUCUGGUGGUCAUGUGCUGGAUGUACCUACGAAUUCUUCGAAUUGCACAGGCACAGGCCAAACGUAUAGGCAGUGCCCGACCCACUUACACCACUUACAACUGCAGGAACGACCGUUCCACCACCACUACCAUGGCAGUUUCCAGUGUCACAGCUACAGCUCUGAGGGAGCACAAAGCCACAGUGACUGUGGCAGUAGUGAUCGGAGCUUUUGUUGUGUGCUGGCUGCCGUAUUUCAUCCUGUUCACAGUAUUAGGCAUACAGGAGCAUCAAGACCCCGGCACAGCGCAUGAAUUUUUAGUUGUGCAGUGGCUGGGUUAUGCCAACUCAGCACUCAACCCAGUGCUCUAUGGAGCCCUCAACAGGGACUUCAGGUCAGCCUACACCCAUUUACUAAUAUGUCGAUGCCCUUACAGUGGUUGGAGGAGACCACAGCAGUCUUCAAUGGGGACAACAGGCGGAGACCAGCUUACAGAGGUUACACUGUUGUGCAGCCACUUACCUCUUUCUUGCAAGGCUGGAGAAACAGAUCAAAACUUGAUGCUUGGGGAAAUGAGCAAUACGACAGAUUCAGCAACUAUGCAAAGUGGAAAUGGUACAGCUGCCACUGAUGUCAGUGGAAAAUAAAGCCUGGAUUGUCCUCAACAGUCGUGGUGAAGUUGAUGCUGUGUGCACACUGGAACUGCAUUUAAGGACCAGAACAAGGAAGAGUGACAAAAAAACUAAUAAAGAUGAACAGUCCAUCUGUUUCAAAGCUUGCGUCACCACAACCACAGCACAGUAUCAAUCAUUGAAUCAAAAAAAUGUGAGAACAAUGGGACUCCAGCAACUCUACAGGACAUUACAAGAACACAGCCUGGCUCUAACCAUUGUGGACCAAGGAAUGAUGAUGCUUCUAUGAGGAUAGAGGAAAAAGAACUCCUCGUCUGAUAAAACUCUUCGACUGCACAGAGAAACAUACAGCUCAGAAUCCUUUAGAAAAAACUUGCCUGCCAUCAUUUUCAUGAACUACAUUUUUUAUACUGGCUCAGAAGUGUACUCCUUCAGAAAGAGAACAGAAAGAGAAAGGACCACAACUUCAACUUGGACCAAAGUAAAUGGACAUGUUUUUUCUUCAAAUGAGCGGAUGAAGUGGAAGAAAUGAGUUUUUUGACUCAUCACUUUUGAAAUGACUUGACAUGUUUUGACAUUUCGAUGAGAAACAUUCUAACUAAUGUUAUGUAAAAAUCUGAAAAAUGCUGCCACCUCCACAUUUUGUCUUCAGAAGUGCUCAUUCAGCAGCAUUAAUCUGACAAAUGUCUGUAUUAUAUCACACUGUAAAUUAAAUAGAGAAAAUGCCAUGUACAGUUCCUCCAGAA
This is a messenger RNA of Cheilinus undulatus (humphead wrasse), 2428 nucleotides long. RefSeq names its product histamine receptor H2a (gene hrh2a). Lineage: Eukaryota; Metazoa; Chordata; Actinopteri; Labriformes; Labridae. Bases 525 to 1697 code for a protein of 390 amino acids. The record is from RefSeq and is a predicted model, not a curated record. Gene Ontology annotation, molecular function: G protein-coupled receptor activity. Gene Ontology annotation, cellular component: membrane. The transcript has 5 exons. Gene Ontology annotation, biological process: adenylate cyclase-activating adrenergic receptor signaling pathway.